This is a messenger RNA of Anneissia japonica, 2128 nucleotides long. RefSeq lists its product as uncharacterized. The record is from RefSeq and is a predicted model, not a curated record. The transcript has 11 exons. Gene Ontology annotation, molecular function: protein binding. Bases 220 to 1278 code for a protein of 352 amino acids. Lineage: Eukaryota; Metazoa; Echinodermata; Crinoidea; Comatulida; Comatulidae.
UUCACUUUGAAAAUUCUGAUAAAACAACAAGACUUUUUAUCAGUAAAGUAUAUCAAUAUCCCUGCAAAUGUCAAAGUCCAAUUGUUAUUCACAUAAAAAUCACGGAGACGAUCAACUUCUAAGUUUACAACUAUGUGGAUAUACCUCGCUCUAAUUUGCGAUUAUUCCUAAGUUGCAAGAAGAAGGUGUUCAACAAUUGAGAUUUACCAUUUUGGAAGGAUGAAUAAUUUAGUGAUUAUCGUAUCACUAUGUCUACUCCAUGUUGCCGUCCAUUGCAUCCCACUCAAUGAAGCAUCACAAGGUGGUUUCACUCCUCAAGACAGGCAUCUUUCAAGCACAGAUCUGAAUAAAGAAAAGCUCGAAUUAUUGAAAAAACAGAUUGAAGAUUUGGGGAAAAGUUUGGAUAAACUUUCUCAAACAUAUAGACCUCCUCAAGAUUCAGUAGAGGGUACGUACAACGAAGAUGGGGUAAUGUCAGGGAUACCACAGCCAACCAUAGGGGACGAAAUAAAUGUUGACGUAAAAGAUGGAACUGGAAUCCAAACUUUAGAGGGCGACAUAUCACAAAAUAGUAAACUCAAUUCCAUGAGUACCGAACAACUGGAAUUACUGGAAAAAAUAUUAUCGGAGCGUCUUGGAAAUGAAAAACGAGUGAACCAAGAAGAGGCGUUUGACCCCAUGGCCCAAACCAACGUUGUGAAUUCAAAAGACCUUUUACCUGCUCCUCCAAAAGGAAACACUGAAUUACCAGAACGGGGCGAUAGUUUGGGGAGGUUCGCUGGAAGGCCAUUUGCACCGGAAGAACUAGGAGCAGUGAAAGAUUUGCAGGAAGACGAAAAUACUGCAGGGAACGAGGAAACGGCAACAGAGGUUUCAGACGCCGAAAAGAAAAGCGAAUGCAGCUCGAUGGUAUGUUUAGGUACAGUCGAUCCUGUUUGUGGAACAGACGACAAAAACUACGCAAAUGAGUGCAAAUUAACAGUUGCAGCUUGUAAAAACAAAGACCUGAAAAUACGACAUAAAGGAGAAUGUAAAACUGUGGCAGACGUCUUGAUAACUGCGUUGAUGUUGGACAUUCAGCUUCUGCUGGACAAUGGGGUUGAUUUUGAUGAGAUCCACAAGCUCGUGGAGCAAAAGCGCAACGAUAUCAUAUCCAAAUCAGAAACUGGUUCCAUUGCAAAUGCUGAACAGAGGCUGAACUAUCUUGUGAGCAAAGCAAGACAAAAUAACGAGCCGGAUUACACCGAAAGGCCACACAACGGCAUAGUGAUGAUGUAGUAAUGAUUACCAUAUUAAUCGGUUUAAUGAUGUAGAGAUUUCAGUAGUUAAUUCAGUAUUUGUAGGAACAAUGGUCGGCCUACACACCUCCACGGUGGUGCGUCCACAAUAAAGUCAAGUAACAAUUAUACAAAUAACAAAAAUUUAAAUUAAAUACAAAGCUAACAACACUUGAUUGGAGAGAAAAAAGAAAUUACAGUACAGUAUUAAAUAUUAGUAAAGUCUAAAGUAUUACAGGAAAGUCAAAAGAGACGAACAAGAGACCUUUAUAUAAUUAGAAGUCUUUUUUCACAUAUACCGCCCUCUAUUUGAAUAACUGUACUGCCUCCUACCUCUUAGCAGGGGAAUUCAGGUCCUCCGUGCUCUUAGUACUUGGCGCAUAUGAAUGUAAAGUGACUUAAUAGUUGUUGAGUAAAUUACUGUAUAUUAAAAUUGUUAUAUUUUAACUAGAGUUGUAUGUUUAAUAUGAUUAUCAAACACAUAUUAUAUAUUUCUGCAAAUAAAUACUGGUAAAUUUUCCUAUUUAGUUUUUAUUGUGUAUACAUAGGCCUACUCUGUACCGCUUUUAUGCUCUAUAGAUGGAAUUGCAAAAUGUAAACUUUUUUAUAUGUUUAAUAUUGAAUACGAAAACACUAGAAAGCAAUUGUAUUGUAGUCGUUUUUCAUUUGUUGUCUCAUACUUGUUGUGUUGAGCUGCGGUACCGUACUAAGCUUGAAGUAAGUAUUUAAAUUGGUCACUUUGUAUAGGCAUAGCCUAGGCCUAAUCAAGCUGAAUUUAUGAUUAUGGCACCACAUCUCAGACUUUAAAUUUGAAUAAUUUUCUCCAUCUUUUUUAAAAAUUUAAUUUGAAA